This is a messenger RNA of Carlito syrichta (Philippine tarsier), 5624 nucleotides long. RefSeq names its product chromosome unknown C11orf87 homolog (gene CUNH11orf87). NCBI's taxonomy places the organism in Eukaryota, Metazoa, Chordata, Mammalia, Primates, Tarsiidae. The transcript has a single exon. The record is from RefSeq and is a predicted model, not a curated record. Bases 87 to 686 code for a protein of 199 amino acids.
UGCGCGCCCUCCUCUGCUUGGCUGGUGGGGACGGUGUGCCCAGGAGGGGAAGCCUAGUGGGCCCGGCCCCUCCCAGCCCAGCGCCCAUGAGUGCCAAGGCGCCGAAGGAGCUGAGGCUGGCGCUGCCGCCGUGUCUCCUCAAUCGGACCUUUGCUUCCCCCAACGCCAGCGGCAGCGGCAACGCGGGUGCCCGCGGCCCGGGCGCAGGCGGCGGCGGCACCUGCAUCUCGCAGGUGGGACAGCAGCUCUUCCAGUCCUUCUCCUCCACGCUGGUGCUGAUUGUCCUGGUCACCCUCAUCUUCUGCCUCAUCGUGCUGUCCCUGUCCACCUUCCACAUCCACAAGCGCAGGAUGAAGAAGCGGAAGAUGCAGAGGGCUCAGGAGGAAUACGAGCGGGAUCACUGCAGCGGCAGCCGCGGUGGCGGGGGGCUGCCGCGAGCUGGCAGGCCGGCCCCACCCCACGCGAAAGAGACCCGGCUGGAGAGGCAGCCCCGGGACUCCGCCUUUUGCGCCCCCUCCAACGCCUCGUCGUCCUCCUCCUCCUCUUCGUCUCCUGGCCUCCCGUGCCAGGGUCCCUGCGCUCCCCCGCCUCCACCGCCAGCCUCCAGUCCGCAAGGAGCACACGCAGCCUCCUCCUGUUUGGACACAGCUGGCGAGGGCCUUUUGCAAACGGUGGUACUGUCCUGAUUGUCUAGCUCCUCUCCUCUCCCCUUCCUGGUCUCGAGCAUCUUUGCUGUCCUUGCUUAUUUCCUUCCUUCCUUCCUUCCUUCCUUGUCCGUUUCCUCUCGCCCCUCUUCCCCCUUCCUUGUUUCCUUACCGGCCCUCCCCUAAUUCCGUUUCUCCUCCGCCGAGGCACUGUGCGGUAUUUGUAAAUAUUGGGCGAGGAAGGUCUCGGAAGAAGAAAUAACGCUGAUAAUAACACUUUAUUAAUAUUUAUAGUAAUUAUUAUACGACUGAUAACACAAUCCAAGCGCAUGACAAAUCACAUACUUUCUCAUCGUCAGCGAAGGAUGCAUCUUUCCACUCCACCCCGCGCUCCCCUCAGUAAGGAGGAGAAACCGCACAAGCUACCAAAUACAUAAAAGGCAUUGACUCCCGGAGCAGGGGAGAGGAGGGGCCCGGUAGUGUUGUACAUAGCUGUCAAGUUAAGGUUUCGUUUCCUCCCUUCGCCCUCUGCCCCCUGAGCGUUCACUUUUCCUUUAGCUUCCCUCCCCAUUCUCACCCUCAGCCGGGCUCAGGCAAUAUAGUCUCUUAUAAAGAACACAUCUACGUUAAGCACCAGAACUAGAAGAGGCCACAGAGAAAGUCCCAGAAAAAGCGUUUAUGGCAGGUAUCCCUCUCCAGUCGGCCCUUUUCGCCCCCUUUUGCAGGACAGAGCAUUUAAUUUACUUUUUAAAAUGUCCCUCGCUGGCCGAGCAUACGUACGUUAAAAUCUUUACAUGAUUUAAAACAAACAAACAAACAAACAAAACCCACAAAACACUAGCGUUUUCGCCCCCUGCCCCGCCCCCACCUGUACGCCUCUGACUUGUGGCAUUUUCAGGAUUUACAGAGGAGCCGGGAGCUGUCCAGCCAGGUCUGGGGCUGAAAUCUCCUCUUUGUACUGGUUACUUCCUCUGUGCAGGCCGAGGAGGGGCUGUUUUGGAAAGUGACUGUUCUGGCUUUUGGUUGGCUUCUUUCUUCUUUUUCUACAAUCGGGCUAGCGUGUGCUGUUGGUUUUCUUAUUAUUAAACAUUGCAUAAGUUAUCUUUUUUUGUAAAAAAAAAAAGUGUUAGGUGAUGUGCAGUACUGAAAGUGCAGUAUCUAACCAACUAGGAUGUUUCUGUUUUAUUUUUAGAACAAGUGCACCUUUGUUAUAUAUUUAUUAUACUGGUACCAAAUACAGAAGAAAACUAUAGUUCUGUACUACGUCCUUCAAAUUGUAUAUUCUUGUUCUUAAUUUCCAGCUGUUGAUAUAAUGGUCACCACUGGAUGAGAAAUUCCGUGGUGCAGACCUGGCUUCUGCUGUUUCCAGAAGUGUUCUUUUGUACCUUACUCUGUAGUAGACUGUUAUAAAAAGAUGACACACAUGUUUUCUUUUUUUCUUUUGCGAAUAACAGAAACAACCACCACAACAGAAACAAGCAAAUUAUGGAUGUGCAGGAAUGCCAUCUAUUAAAACAUGGUUAAUAUUUAAACAGUGCCUGUAGUUCUCCCUGCAUGCAAUUACCACCUGGAGGCAGUGGCGUGUGUGCUUGCUUGUACUGUAUGUGUUUGGGGAUGAGACUGGUGUGGGGAUGUUGGGCAAUUUGGAUGACAGGACAUGCAAAAUUCAAGAGAAGUUAAAUCCAGUAAUUGCUUAUAGGAUAAAAAUGUUUGAAGUCUGUUUAGUUAGAAAUCUGCACCUGCAGCAAAGUAAGGACUCUCUUUCUGAGGCUGGGCCUGGCUUAGCUAACUUCAUUUAAUAUACGAGUGUGAAAAAUAUCGAGACACAAGAUGGUGGGAGAAGAAGAUAAAUCUUUUGUUUUCUCUCCUAAUGUCAGAGAAGGCCAUCUAUGUUAGAAAUAGAGUCUGACUAUGGUAAUUUGUCACUUUGUUUCCCUUGGAUAGGUAAUAGAAAGAACCAGAAGCAUGUUACAUUCUUAAUUAUAUGCAGCGGCAUCUCUUCUUGGAAACCAAGUGUUUGACAGCUAUUCAGAUGUUUGGAAAAUGUAUGAAUGAGAAUAAGCUACAAAAAACUCAACCCAAAGAGUCCUUACCAUCCUGCAGAGUGUAAGGCAACACUGCCCCUAUGAGCAUCCCUCUCUCAAGUAUCUAGUUGUUCUAGAUUGUCUGUCUUGGUUCCAAGUGUAUGUGCUCUUAUCCAGAGAAAAUAUUAUCUCUGAUGUUUUUGGUUAUCUACUAAAUUGCCCAAGCUCAGUCUACAUCUUUUGUAAAAAUAAUUUAACUAACUUAAUUUUAAUCACCCAUUCAUUUUUCACCCGAGUCCUCUCCUGAAGCACAGAUCAUCAUUGAAGCAUGCCAUCCAUGUUGUAAUAUUAUGAAGACCAGGUAUUAUCUUUGGGUACAAUCUAUUAAAUAAUGAACCAGAUUUUCUCCAGUGCCUUAGUCAUUUCCUAGUAAUAGGCAAAAGAGUGCAUUAGCUCCCUCAGGCCACUAGGGAAUCCUUUAGUGUAUCAGAGCUCUACAUUGUACAUCAGAAUGACUAAGGCACUGUGAAGAAGAAAGUCCAUUAAUUUUUGUAGCUCACCCUCAUCCAGCAGUAACUCUUUAAUACCUUAUUACAGAAUGACUUUUGGACUUGCAAUUUGAAUAGAAUCAGGGACCCAGAAGGGAGCUUCCUUAUUUUCAAUGAGCUCCACUAAGUGCACGGAUUACUUUCUUCCCCUUGUUUGGUGCACUUCUUGUAGUGAAUAAUUUCCCAUUUUAUUAAAGCAAUAAGAUGUUCUGUUGUGAGCAGUGCUGGGUGAUGAUUCAAUUUUCUUGGUGCUGAAGCUACUCAUACAUUUUUGCCUUAUGAAUCACAGUACAUUCAAGGCAUGCAAUAAUAAUUCCCUACCAAGGAGAGCAGUCUGUACACUCUGGGGGGUAACUAUGAAAUUGUCCUAUGCCGUUUUUCCCCAAAGGAACAGAAGGAGCAAGAUAACUAAAAGCAUUAUGUUAUUGUGAAAAAAAGAUCUUGAUACCUCUAAACACGGGCACACAUCUGUAAUAUGCAUUUAUUGUGCACCUUUAAAUGUGUAUGCCUUCCUCUAUUAAUUGACUCCGGUUUAAUAUUUUUAAUAGUGUUCUGUGUAGAGAUAAUGCAGUGUGGUAGUCACAUUUCCUAGUGAGUUUAUUCUACUCAGAACCCUAAGCUUCUGGUGGUGUCACUUGAGAUUUUUUUGAUGAGAUGAUAGAGAGUUACAUGAAAUUCUAGCAAGUCAGUUCCCACACCAAAUUAUUGCAAUAAGCACAUAUCUAAACAAUUUGUACAGACCCUGUUUAAAGGACUGCUUCUUAGAAUUCAUUUGGCAGUCUCAGGAGUUUGGGAUGCUACCAACAGGGCAUUUUGGUCUUCAUUUAUAUGAAACAAAAGGCAAUCUGGAAAUAGCUAAAUUUAUUUUAAGGAUUUUAUUCACUGAUGUCCCGUCAAACUAAUUGCUUCAAACCCCUAUAGCUACAGCUUAACUUCUGCACUUGCUAUUCAGUAUUAAUAAGGUGGCAUGCUUGAUUCUUAUUGUUUUAAAAAUGAGAAAAUUGGAGAAAGAAUACUAUUAUGUCAACUGUAUGGGACUCUGAAUUUUAAAGAUGUAGAUGGAUAUUAUCUUCAGACUUUAUAUACACCCAUAGAUAUGUAUUUAUAUAUGCAUACAUUUUGUACAAAUUUACAAUGGACUUUUUGUAUUCUCUUUUCUGUCAUUACAAGAAUGAGAUGGAGACCAAAAAGUUGUUCCAUCCUCUUAUCCAUAGAGGAUACUGAGAAGUCAGGUAUAUGCAUGCACUUAUUUCUUUGGGGUCAAAUCUGAAUGGCUUUCUCUUUUUUUUUUAUGAAAGGGGAGAGACCUGGUUAGCUUGGGAAAUUGGUGAUUACAAUAAGCUUCCUUUCCUAGGUUACUGAUUCAAAUGUAGCAAUGAUAAUAAAGUUAUGACCAUAUUAAUGUGGUCUAAAUAUCUAGGUGGCAAACAAAAAUACCCAGAAGAGGUUUAGAACCACCUAGACCACAAACCUGGGUUAUGGUUCGAUUUAUUUUAUUUUAUUUUCAACCUAUAUGUUGUGUAGAGAUACAACUUAUAUCUGCAUAGCUAAAGGUAAAGUGAAAAUAUGACCAUUAUUUGUUUAGCUUGAUAAGUCGUUUUUGAAAAAUAUGAAUACAUUAUCUUAAAAAAAAAACUUCUCUGGCAUCUGACUUUCCCACCAUUCUAUCUGCAUCAAUUAAAUUAAUUAGGUUAACAUUUUAUUUUUUAAAAAUUGUGUAGACAUAUGCUUUAAAUGCUUUUCUGUGGGUGACAGUUGAGUGACAGCUUGCUGAUAUUAUGUGGAAGUUAUAGGUUAAAUUAGAACCAAAAACUUUAAUCUGAUCUGCUUAGGCUCCUCAUGCCCAUUCUUAUGUGAAUCUGGACUUUGAACUUGAAUCUGAAAAGCUCACUUGGUUGGGCCUUUCUUUUGGGAGAUGGUGGUUGUGGCUCAUGAUGUUUCAGUUCAUAUUAGAAUAAAUUGCCCUAUCUAUAGGAGACUAUUUAACUAUUGGACUAAAUGUAAAUCUGAUUCUUAUUUUUAAGAAAAAUUUAUUUGGUAAACACUUGAGAAACAGCUUAUAUGGCUUGACAUCAAUGCUUAUUAAUGUCACCAACCUAAUAAUACAAUUUGUGCCAUGUGAGAAUGCUUAGCCGAGAAUAAGAAUUUAAUUAGCUUAAAUUGGAGACAAUGACUUAUCAAGGUGGUCCUACCCAUCUGAGGUAGGGAUAUUUCCCUGAAAUUUGUGAUUACACUGAGUUGUUUCUAUAGAGACGUGAACAUCAACAACAGUGAAAAUGACAACGAUGGCAACAAUAGAAAGACUGACUUUUGAACUUGAGUAUAUCUAACAGAUAGAAUAAAACAGAUAUUAGAAUUCAUGGAAAAUUUGUUUUGCUUUUCUAUCAAUAAAAGAGUUUUCUUGUUAA